Molecule: messenger RNA, 2466 nt
Organism: Histoplasma mississippiense
Lineage: Eukaryota; Fungi; Ascomycota; Eurotiomycetes; Onygenales; Ajellomycetaceae
Exons: 3
Coding region: 1-2466 (821 amino acids)
Biological process (GO): leading strand elongation; mitotic cell cycle; base-excision repair, gap-filling
Cellular component (GO): epsilon DNA polymerase complex; nucleus
Molecular function (GO): single-stranded DNA 3'-5' DNA exonuclease activity; DNA-directed DNA polymerase activity; zinc ion binding
Source: RefSeq, a predicted model, not a curated record
AUGCCAUCUAUUACUGAAGACUAUGAAAGCUGGCUAAAGUACCAGAAACAGAAAUGGAAAAUCCAAAAACAGGCUCGAAUCCGCCGCCGCAAGCUCUUUGGUGAGAGAACAAGCACGACUACUAAUGUAAUUGGUAACUUCUUCCGGAAUCAGGCUGAGCUUGUUUAUGUCAAAACUUGGCAAAUUUUACAGCUCAAGGAAACCGAUAUUCCCGGUGAAGUUAGAAUGUUCGUGCUAAUUGACCACAAGAUACACGCACUUACAGUCAAGCCAAAGCAAAAAUACUUGAUGGACGUUUCUAUGGAAUACAUAUUCCUCUAUCACGUUGUGUCUGGCGAUAGACAGAUUUUCGCUAUUUACUCGAGCCGGAAUGAAGAAGCCCAUAUCGUGAUUCUUACGCGGCUGAGAGAAGUGCAAGGUUUUCCAAACGUCGACAAGAUAUACAAGGAAGCGCUUGAGAAGAAAGUACAGGAACAUGCUGGCGAAUCGUGGCAACAGAUAUUUGACUAUCAGGAUAAUAUUCAUUUCAAGACAACGCAGGUUACGACGAGGAGAAAGGCCUUGCUUGAGGUUGGCGAUGUAAUUAAGAAAUUCCGAAUUGACAGCAAUCAGGCAAUCAUGCUGGUUGUUCAGUCUCCUCAAAGACGCCAAUUAACACAGGAGAUACCGAUAAUAAAAGAGCAUCCUGUUCUACCUCUGAGGUCCGAGGCAUCAGACAAUGAUCUGCCUCCGCUUGGCUGGCAACCCUUUGUUGCAAAACAAAUAACAAUGCACUAUUUAGCACUGGGUUCAUGGCUAUACCAUCUAGUUCUAUGGUGGUCUCCCUCGCCCCUCCCAGAUCAUGCCGGCUAUGAAAAGGACGAUAUCCUCGGGCCGAUGCAGAAGGUAGAUAUGCCUUCAAGCAACAAUCCGGGGGCCUAUUCCUCUGUUUGCAUUGAACUCGAAAUCCGGAACCUCGCGAUUAAUACAAUUCUCACAUCAUCCCUCAUUAACGAACUUGAGGGAAGUGAAUCUACUUUGCUGAAUCCCGUUGCGCCGAACGAGACUGGAGCUUCAGAUGGAACAGGAGUGUUAUAUUCCGAUACUGCGUUCGCUUCUGCGGGCAUUCUUGUCUUGCGUGACUUGGUAAAGUCUUGGUGGGCGGAGGCGUGUCAGGGAAAUGGAAUGGCUGAUAUUAUGGUCCAACAUUUAAUUCGAUGGGUGGAGAGCUCAGACUCUUUCCUCUAUGAUCGGUCACUACAUUAUCACGUGCAAAUGAUGUCUAAAAAGGCAUUUCAACAAUUGAUGACCGAUUUCCGACGAAUGGGUUCCCAGAUAAUCUUCGCCAGCCCUAGCCGGUUGUUACUCCAAACCACCAAGGGCGAAGUGGCCAACGCUUACGCUUACAGUCAGUAUAUCGUCAAGUCGAUCAAAGAAAAGCCACUCUUUCAUUUCCUGGAUUUAGAAAUUAAGGAAUACUGGGAUUAUCUUGUUUGGUAUGAUGAAUUCAAUUUCGGUGGGAAAGGUUGUCAAGAGGUUGUUGAGACUGAGAACCAAGAACUUGAGACAGUCAUGCAUUGGCAACUGAGCAAGUUCCUCCCAACACCCUUGCAAACCGUUUUCCUCGACUGGGUCGUUGAAUACAUUGAACUCAUGCAUGGGCUGAAGAGACCCACUAUUGACAACGAAGGGGCAGACCCGCCUAGAGCCACACAACUGCCAUUCCAAUCAAUUACCGAAUCUGACUCGGGGGAAAUGACUUCAAUCCUCACCGAAUCAUUCUCCAAGCCACUGAAGAGACAAAUUGCGGGGCUUAUACGGCGGCAACGUGAUGAGCUCCUUCAUCCUGAACUGGCGUCUGACUAUGUAUUUCCCACCCUCCCUGGUGCGUCAUGGCGUGCAUCAAAACACGAACGCAACCCAACACUUGAGCUGGUUAAGUCUCUAAUGCAGGUUCUGAGCCUAUGUAAGACCACUACUUUGGAAACGAGACUCCUUCGCCGCGAACUCCUUGCCCUUUUCGAGGUUAAAGAAUUUAGCGAUGAGGGGAGAUUUGAGAAUCCAAGUGGAAGUCUCAAAUUUCCACAACUGAUAUGCAAUCAUUGCACCAUGACGCGGGAUCUAGAUAUUUGCCGAGAUGGCGAUUUGUUACCCGAGAACAGCGCCGACAACAUUGCUGCUGGAAGCAACCCUUGGUGCUGUCUCUCUUGUGCCACCGAAUAUGACCGUCUCGCUUUGGAGGAGCGGCUGAUCGGGCAAGUACAAGGUCUUGUCGUCGAAUGGCAGACACAAGACUUGAAAUGCUCGAAAUGCAAAAGCCUUCGGGUGAGCGAAUUCAUGGAACAUUGUUCUUGUAGCGGGAGUUGGGUUGCGACAGUGGACCUAAGUGGGAUUAAAAAGAAGCUGAGUCUUUUCAAGAGCGUAGCCGAAUUUUAUGGGCUUAGAAUGCUGACGACUGUUACGAAUGGCGUUUUGGAAAGGAUGUAG